Hemibagrus wyckioides is the source of this 2839-nucleotide messenger RNA. It is a transcript of the gene ch25hl2, whose product is annotated as cholesterol 25-hydroxylase like 2. The record is from RefSeq and is a predicted model, not a curated record. The transcript is spliced from 2 exons. Bases 217 to 1122 code for a protein of 301 amino acids. Lineage: Eukaryota; Metazoa; Chordata; Actinopteri; Siluriformes; Bagridae. Gene Ontology annotation, biological process: cholesterol metabolic process; sterol biosynthetic process. Gene Ontology annotation, molecular function: C-4 methylsterol oxidase activity; iron ion binding; steroid hydroxylase activity.
AGCUGCACAGAGCUUUUCAGUCUUGUCUCAUUUGGCUUCUCCGACUGCAGACUAUCUGCCAUUCCAAAAUUCGAUAAACCGUCAGUACCUUUAAAGCCUGAGCUGAGAUUCUAACUUCCUUCUAUCUUCUGCAAAGAGCAGCAUCACCUUGACUGGAGCUGGCACGGACACAAUCCAGGCUGUGGGUUUGUCUCCAUCUCUCUCGAAGAGCACAGAAUGAGUGUGGAGAGGCUCAGCAGGUCUCUUUGGGGUGCGUGGGAUGGCGCAAACGCAACAUGGCCGCUUCCUGAACAAGCUCUACUCCAGCCUUUCUGGGACUACCUGCGUCAGAGCCAUGCCAGCACUCUCCGCUCUCCACUUUUCCCUGUACUUCUCUCUGUCUCCACCUACCUGGUCCUUGUCCUUCUCUACACCACUCUGGACCUUCUGGCUCCAACGUGGCCAAGUAUUCGCCGCUACCAGCUGCACCCGGAACGCACAGUCACAUGGUCCAACGUGGGCAACACACUAGCGCUCACCACCUACAACCACCUGCUUUACAUCUUCCCGGCAGCCGUGGCACAAUGGCUGUGGCGUCCACCAGUGCCACUUCCACACCAUGCGCCCUCGCUGACUUCCUUUUUGCUUGGUAUUGCAGGCUGCACAGUGCUUUUUGAUUUCCAGUACUUUGUUUGGCAUCUGCUGCACCACCGCAUUGCUUGGCUAUAUGCCACCUUUCAUGCUGUGCAUCAUCAGUACCGGCAGACAUUCAGCCUGGUCACACAGUACCUGUCAGCAUGGGAGCUUAUCAGCGUGGGCCUGUGGACUACUGUGGACCCAUUACUUCUGAACUGCCAUUGUCUUACUACGUGGGCAUUUAUGGUCUUCAACGUCUGGGUUUCGGCUGAGGACCACUGCGGCUAUGACUUCCCCUGGGCCAUGCAUCGGCUUGUGCCAUUUGGCCUGUGGGGUGGUGCACCACGCCACGAUGUGCAUCACACGCAGCCUGGCACCAAUUUUGCUCCCUUCUUCACACACUGGGAUUGGUUGGCAGGCACUGCCAGCGCACCUGUCAAGUUUUGCAACAACAAUGAUCACAACAGCCUGAAAGAGAACGGACUGGGAUCAGACAAAGGGGACUAAGAGACUUAUUCCCUGGAUACCCACUUUUUUUCCAACCCUUCCAAAUUUUUCCAAGAAUUCUGUUCUUUCAUCGUCCACCUCAUCUUCAAUCAUUUAGGUCAUUUUGAAUGUCUGUUAAUUGUAAGUAAAAGAGGAUAUAGUUGAUAUCAUUUGAACAAUGAAUAAUCCAAGUAAACAGACAGAGAGCCUGCGAAUUCUUUUAUGCCCCUUCUCCUGCUCCAUCUCUCUUGCAUCUCUUUACAGAAGCUCCCUCUAUGUCCUUCACAUCCUUACCCAUACAGGGUAUUUUGAACUUUCAAUCAGUUAAGGAAUCGUCUGCACGUCAGGAAAGCCAAGAGAAUGUUUUCUUUGAAAAUGAAGCAUUUCACAUUUCAGUUGGCAAGACAUUAAAAAAAAACAAUGGACAUAAAAUUAAAGACAUUUCCAUUUUCUUUGCAAGCUGUUGCUAAGGAACAAUGAAGUGAGGGAGCUUAAGGAGAAAGGGCUCAUCUACUGUCUCUGAAUUAUAGAACCCCAUGGAAUGAAUGUCAUGUUUUGACAACAGCUAUUACAUUAUCAGCCAUUUGAGACACUGAUUGGUUUCGCCUCCUACACAACACUCUAUUUGAACAACUACUGAAGGACUUCUGUCCAGAAUGUCAUAUAACUAUCUCUAUUACUUCUAAUUUAAUUAAGCAUGUUGUUCUGCAGAUGUGGCACUUUGAGUCUGGUGAGUGUCAGUGACAUAAACAGGUACUUGGUUCAAACUUUGUGUAAGUGUGGUGCACUGAGGAUUGGACUGCGUUCUGAAUUCCACAGUAAUCUGGCACAAACAUGCUUGCAGUCAGAGCAGUUUGUUGGCAUUUUAUGAUACACCUAAAGGCAAUAAAACACAAGAAUACAAAUGUACAACCAGUGUGCAGAUUCUCAGAGGAAGAGUAAUCACUGAGCCAAGAAACAAUCUUCUAGAAAAAAAAGAAUUACAUUUACCCCACAGAAUGUAAAAUUAGUAAGGAAAAAAGAAAGUACGAGUAUAUUUUCAUUCCUACUGUUGCCUCAGCCAUGCUAAUUAGAGAUUAAAAAAAAAAACACAUUAUAGACAAAAGUAUGUGGACACCUGACCGCAAUAUUCAUAUGUAUUUUUUAACACCCCAUUUGGCUCACUGUUGUUAUAAUAAUAACAACAUAAUAUUAAUAUAACAUCCAUCCAUCCAUUUUCUAUACCCACUUUAUUCCUAAUUAGGGUCACAGGGAUCUGCUGGAGCCUAUCCCAGCACACAUUGGGCACACCCUGGACAGGUAGACAGAUAUAUAUAGACAGACAACCACACACACUCACUCCGAUGGGCAUUUUAGAAUUACCAAUCAACCUAAUGUACAUGUUUUUGGACUGUAGGAGGAAACCAGAGUACCCAGAGUAAACCCACACAGGUUUGGGGAGAACAUGCAAACUCCACUCAGCAAGGCCCCUGCCUGUUCGAACCCGGGAUACGGACCCAGGACCUUCUUGCUGGGAGGCAACAGUGCUAACCACUAAGCCACCAUGCUGCCUUAAUAUAUCAUAAUAAUAAUAAUACAUAAUAACUCCCCUCCUUGUUGUUAUAAUAACUUCCAUUCUUCUGGGAAAACGUGCCAAUGGAUUUUGAAGCACGCCUGGCGAAAAUUGCCCAUCCAGGCACGAGACUAUUAGUGAGGUCAAGCACUGAUGUCGUUAGAAGUGCACAAUUAGCCUUCUAAU